GUCGCUCCAAAACCCCGCGCCUCCCCCGCCGUGGCGGGGAGCGGACAGUGCUGGCGCCGCCGCGGGGCAAACGAGCGGAACGAGCUGCGCGGGGAACUACACUGCCCACCACAGCCGGCACAGGCCCAAGGGAGGCGGUGAGGGCUGGCACCGCCCAGGCGGAGGAGGCAGCCCGGCCGGGGCGGCCCCGGCGGUGGGAGCGGUGCCAGGAGGAAGCAGAGGCGGCCCUCAGGCCCUCUUUCCUCGGCAGGACAGUGUCGGCUGAGCCUCGGAGCCGGCAGGAAACGCCCCCCUGGCUGCUGCAGCUGCUGGGGCAGGGGAAAACCAGUCUCCUUUGUUUACCAUAGGGGAUUGUGGUGACUCUGGCUCGGCAGGGCGAGUGUCUGCUCGGUGCAGCUUGUAUUGUUCAGGACACUGUGGGUUUUGGAAAAGAUACAACCAUUUACAUUAUUCAGUCUACAUUUUAUUUGAUAAUGUGAUUGUCAGGCAGUAGUUACGAGCGUAACAGGGCUGAUGAGCAGUUGCUUGAUGAGCAGUAGGGUUCAGACUGCGCACUUCAAGUGGGGAUAAUUUGGAAAUACUGAUAUUUCUUUUGCUCGGAGUGCAGGACAUAGAGACAGCCCUCACUCGAGUACACACUGGACUCUGCUGCCUUGCCAGGUUACCGUGCGGCCUGGGGAUCUGAGGAAAUUUUGGGACAAAGUAAAGGAAAAGGCAAUGGAGAUGGGGGACUGGGACCUAAUGGAAAGAUUUAGAGGCAUUGGACACAGUUUCUUUGAUUUUUCAGAUUCUGCCAGGAAUAGACAAUAUAGUGCAGGAGAGACAAGCUCCAGCCAGGGGACUGUCUCUGCUCCUGUGACAUCUAACGGGCAGGAUCACAGAGAUGCUGUGACCUCGCAGGGGGGUCUUCAGGCUUUUCCUGUAAUAAAAGGAAAUUCUAGAACAGGCCUGACCACAAAAACAGUGAUGGGUAUCAGAGACAAGGUUGCACAGCAUGGACUGGGAUCUCAGGAGGUAAUGCACAUGAUACACAUUCUUAAUUCUGAGCCACUGGUACUAUAUGAUAUUAGGUACAUUGCUCAGGUGUUGUUUCAGCCUAUUCAAUUUGAGAUUUUUGAGGACAACUGGAGUCAGAUACCCAUAAAAGUGGCUGGGCAAAAUAGUCAAUUGCGUCAAGAGGACUCUAGAUUUAGGAUUGGGCCUGACCUUUUGACAGGGAUUGGAAAUUUUUCUAACCCUGAUUCUCAGGUCACAUUCCACCUGCUGAUGUUGGAGCAGUGCCAGAGGACUGGCUUUGCAGCUCUGAUGAAAACAAUAGAGCUGUCUGCUCCAAAGCAAAAGUUUGCUACUAUUGUCCAGGGACCUAAGGAGCCGUACAUGCAGUUCAUUGAGAUACUCUCUGCCUCCUUAGAGAAGCAAGUAGACGAACCAGAUCUGAGACGUCUACUGCUCACAGAGUUGGCAAGAAGCAAUGCCAGUGAUGACUGUAAGAGGAUAAUACAGGCCCUCCCAGGUGACCCAUCUGUGGCACAGAUGGCUCAGGCUUGUGCAAACAUGGGCACCCCAGAUUGCAAGGUGGCUGCCUUGGUUACUGCCUUACCAGGGUCCUCAAAGGGACAAAAAGGUAAGCAGCAGAAGCAGGAAACAGCACGAGCCACCGAGAAGCAGGGGAAACAGAAGCAGAAAGGGAAAGCUCCCUCGUUUCUGUGUGCAUGGUGUAGGUGGCCAAAUCACUUUGCAGAGGCUUGUACAGUGAAAUUUGAGACUAAAGGCCAGCCUCUGCCAGAUCAGGGAAAUACAAAGCUGAGCUCAAAGGGGAAACACGCUCAGACGUAAGCAUUUCCCCAGGUCCUGAAGCUGAUGCGGACUUGCUCAGCCAGCUUGUGGCUAACACCUCUGGCUUAGCUGGACUUGAUAUCUGCACAGCAGCAACAGUAGUCCUGAAUUCUUGCAAAGUGCACAGAGCUCCUUUGGAUGCCUAUGGACCCCUGGGGGAGGGUAAAAGUGCUCUCCUGAUGAGGUGGUCAAGUGCCACCCUCCAGGUUAUCAUUGUGCAUCUGGGACUUAUCAAUGCUGAUUAUUCAGGACAAACUUCUGCUAUGGUUUCCAUGCCCACCCCACCCCUCCCCUCACUGUUCCUUAGAAAACAUGCAUUGCUCAACUUGUGCCUUUCAAGUCCUCAGUUUCUAGGGCUGUGAGCUGGUGACAAGGGGAUGGUUACUUUGGAUCAACUGGACCACCUCGGGUGUACUGGACUGCAACCCUGACUGAUGAAAGGCCUGAGAUGUGGUGUACCGUGUGCCUCCCUGGUGCUACCCCACCAGAAAUCCACCUGCAAGGCCUGAUUGACACAGGUGCCGACGUCACCAUCCUGGCCUCCUCUGUGUGGCCCCCGCAGUGGCCUCUGGAUCCUGUGGAGUUGCCUGUCGCAGGGUUGGGUGGAACGGCCACAUGCUUCAUCAGCCAGCAGCUGGUGCAGAUCAUGAACUCAGAGGGACAAUCUGCAAUAGUUUGGGUUUAUGUUGCCACAGCUAUUGCUAACCUCUGGGGGCGGGAUGUACUGGCAGUUUGGGGGGUUCGGAUCGGGAUGGAUUUUUAGUGGGGACUUAUUGGAAAACCACUCAGACUAUUCACCAAGUCUUCAUAGAAGUAUAGUGAAUGUCGUUUAUUUUUAUCUUUAGCACACUUUUAUAGGGUCCAACAGGGUCUGUGGGCUUAGCAAGCUACUACUGGUUAAUACCUAUUGUUUUACAUUCUUUCCCCAGUACACAAUGCCAUUGUUUUUCUUUAUUCUCAUUGUUCAGGAGAGCUUCAAGGACACUGUCUGUUGCUGUUGGACAUGAAAUGAGUCACGUAGACGCACUUUGAGGUGUGGUGAAGGAAAGGUCCAUGUUCCACAGAAGGAGGAGGACCUGGACUGAAUUAAGGAACCCUUUGCCAAAAGCUGCUGCAUGUCAAGAAAGCUUUUCUGGUGUUCGAGGGGAGUACAGAGCCAUGUGAAGAAAAGAGCUCCACUGAUUACUGUAAAUAGAGAAAUGCCAGCAGGCACCCAAGAGAAGUCACAGCCCCAGGGCUGGUGGCUGUCCCAGAACUGAAGGAGUCAGACAGGAAAUACCAGGGACCUUUCCCAGGACUGAACCCUGCUCUAUUUCCUCCCACUACCUUUUCCUAUUUUCCUUCCUCCUCCUUUUCCUAUUUUCCUUUCCUCCUUCCUUCCUCUGGUCUGAAAGGAGGGAAAGCAUAUAAAUGGCAUAAAACAGUCAAUAUUUGAGGGGUUUUCUCCUGAAAGCAGAGCAAUAGAGUGAUGGCUUCUUAAAGGGUAACAAUGAAUAGAUGAUGUGCAUGUGGAACUGUCCUGAAUACACCUCUGCUAUUGAUAACUGAUGAGCACAGACAUUCACCUGAGAUCACCACUCAUGGAAAGGUAGUUGUGCUUCCAGGAAUAGGUCACCCCACUUCUCACAUUCAGAGACAAUUUGUUUUCUCUGUCUCUCUUUGUCUUUCUCUCAUAUUUAGAAGGAGCCCUGACAACUGGUUUAGAUAGGAAAAUUAUUUUAUGCAGGGCCAGAUCUGCAAUCCUGAGCCAAAGUGGAAGCUUUGAGGGGAAAAAGAAAAGGA
Messenger RNA from Cyanistes caeruleus (blue tit), 3618 nucleotides. The record is from RefSeq and is a predicted model, not a curated record. Lineage: Eukaryota; Metazoa; Chordata; Aves; Passeriformes; Paridae.